Messenger RNA from Aureobasidium subglaciale EXF-2481, 1776 nucleotides. RefSeq lists its product as uncharacterized. Gene Ontology annotation, biological process: hydrogen peroxide catabolic process; response to hydrogen peroxide. Gene Ontology annotation, molecular function: heme binding; catalase activity. The record is from RefSeq and is a predicted model, not a curated record. The transcript is spliced from 3 exons. Lineage: Eukaryota; Fungi; Ascomycota; Dothideomycetes; Dothideales; Saccotheciaceae. Bases 1 to 1776 code for a protein of 591 amino acids. Gene Ontology annotation, cellular component: peroxisome; cytoplasm; mitochondrion.
AUGUCUUCGAACAGCAAUCUGACGAAUCCUCUUCAGCAUCCGCUGGAAGCUAUUGCUUCUGGUAUUCAGAGAGCCACCUCUGCCGAGGCUCGCGCUCCCAGACUCGCACACAACCAGUCAAUCAACGAGGGCCCUGCCGACAUCAUCGCUAAGGUUUCUGGUCAUACACAAGGCGGAAAGCGCGAAGAUGAUGGACCUUAUUUCACCAAUAAUGAGGGCAUUCCUCUACCUGACCCUGCACACAGCAAGAAUAUUGGUGGUAUCCCACUCGUGAGCGAUGUUCACCUUCUGCAGAAGCAGCAACACUUCAACCGUUCCAAGAAUCUCGAGAGAAUGGUUCAUCCUUGCGGCAGUGGAGCAUUUGGCCACUUCGAAGUGACAAAGGACGUCUCUGAUCUGACUAAGGCCGACUUCCUGUCCACUGUUGGCGGGAAGACACCCGUCUUUGUCCGCUUCUCGACCGUCACUCUCGGUCGUGAGUUCCCCGACGAGGCUCGUAAUCCUCGUGGUUUUGCUAUCAAGUUCUACACCAAGGAGGGUAAUUACGACAUUGUCGGCCUGAACUUCCCUGUCUUCUUCUGUCGCGACCCCAUACAAGGCCCCGACGUCAUUCGCUCUCAGUCACGCAACCCUCGCAAUUUCCUACUCGAUUACGAUGCCACCUUCGAUCUGCUCGGCAACACUCCCGAGUCUAUUCAUGCUGGUGUCAUGUUCUUCAGUGAUCACGGCACACCCCAAGGCUGGACCAACAAUCACGGCUACGGUGUUCACACUUUCAAGUGGGUCAACAAGCAAGGCAAAUUUGUCUAUAUCAAGUACCAUUUCCUCGCCAAGCACGGUCAGAAGCAAUUCACUCAGCCUGAAGCCAUUCGUAUCUCGGGCGAGAACCCUGACUACUCCAAGCAAGAGCUUUGGGAGGCCAUGGAGCGCGGUGAAGAGAAGGAAUGGACUGCUUACGUCCAGAUCAUGCAGCCUAAGGAUGCUGACCCUACAAAGCUGGGCUUCGACCCAUUUGACGCUACAAAAACUUGGCCACGCGGGCAGUUUCCCAUGCAUGAGUAUGGUCGCCUGGUCCUCAACAAAAAUCCGGAGAAUUACCACCGUGACGUUGAGCAGGCAGCUUUCUCACCUGGCUCCAUGAUACCUGGCAUUGAGGACUCGCCCGACCCGCUGUUGCAGUUCCGCAUGUUCUUCUACCGUGAUGCUCAAUACCACCGUAUCGGCAUCAACUUGCACCAGGUUCCUACCAACUGUCCUUUCAUGGCACGCUCGGUAUCGUCUGUCAACUUCGAUGGUCCAAUGCGUGUGGACGCCAAUCACGCUGGCAACAAGCAGUACAAUCCCAACAGCUUCUCCCACAAGUUCCGUCCCGAUGUAGCCGAGGCACCCUACAUGGUCUCAGAAAACGUCGUGAGCCGCAAGAGCCACUACUACCACGAAUGCAAGGUCAGCGAGUACGAUCAAGUUCGCGAGCUUUACACUCGUGUUAUGGACGAUGGCGCUCGUGCAAAUCUCCACUCGAACACGGCCAAGAUGAUGAGCAAUGUCAACUACCCCAUCAUCCAGAAGAAGUUCCUUGCACAAAUCUACAAUGUGGCUCCCGAGUACGCUCGUGCCGUUUACGACACGACGACGUUCAAGAACGAGAAGUUCGACUUCUCCGAGGUCGAGAAGCUCAGCAAGGAUGCUCACAUGUGGUACAAGGAGCCCAGUUUGAGACCUGAUGACGACAACAGACUUGUGGGCUUCGCUCCUGCCAAUCCCUUCUACCACUGA